UAUUGAAGGAAGGAAGGAAGGAAGGAAGCACUGUUCGAAGUAAUGGCGUAGAGUCACUCACAGUUAAAGUGUGCUCAGCCAAGCAUUGAAACUGAAACUGAAACUAGCCAAAUAUCUGUCAAGUAGUUUACGUGUACAUAUAACAUUUACACUGAUAUAAGAUAAUUAUUUUAUAAUAUUAAUUGAUAAAUAUUAUGAUACAAGAAAAGUAAUAUUCUACAUCUCUUUCUCCAUGAAUUAAAUUAUUUAGCAUACUGAGAAAACAUCCGUAUUAUUAUUCUUACUACUUAUCUGUCAACAUAUAAUAAUAGUGAGGAAUAAUAUUGGAGAGGAAAAUCAUGGAUAUCGAGACAGAAAAUGUAAUAAAUCUGGUGUUUCCAGAAGGUAUUUCAGAAUCCUGGAAAGAAAAUCCUGAAUUCUAUCAAUAUCUUUCAAAACUUGGUGGUUUUGAUAUAGAUCAGCUAAGUAAAGAACCUGGUCACUUGUCUGAUGAGAAGAAUGUAGUAUUGCAUACUACACAAGAGUUGGUUUUUGCUAACUACAAAACCUUUAUCCAAACAGCAGAAAAUUCACGGGAAAUACUGAAUCAUUUUAAUGAGACUGAAAAUCGGCUCAACAAGCUAGUGCAAAAAAUCCCAGAAUUUGUGGAAAAAUGUCAAUUGUUUUGCGACACUUCAAAAGACAUUAACGCGCACAGGAGAUUAAAUAGCUUGACCCUAACACGAAAUGCAGAACUGCUUGAGAUCCUAGAGAUGCCGCAAUUGAUGGAAUCAUGCUUGAGGAGCAAUCAGUAUAACGAGGCAUUGGAAUUAUCUCAGUAUGCACGUCAAUUAGGCAUGAAACAUGGAGACAUCUCUAUUAUUUCGUCCAUAGUAGCGGAGAUUGAAAGCAGCUGGUCAGGGAUGGUGGGGCAAGUAGUUGGAUCUUUGAGAGGCGAUCUACCGCUUCCUAGAUGUCUUCAGCUCGUGGGACUGCUACGCUCCAUGGACGCGUUCACGGAACCGGAGCUUCGUAUCAAGUUUCUGCAAGCGCGAGACAGUUGGCUCCAAGGCUUGCUGAAUGCAAUACCGAAGGAAGAUCCUAAUCUUCACAUUGCUAAAACGAUAGAACUGUCCAGGAUACAUUUGUUCAAUAUAAUCACUCAGUACAAAGCCAUGUUCAAUGACGACGAGCUGAUUAUUCCUGGCCGCGAUUUGACGCUGAAUGAAUCCGCGAUAUUUUACCAUUGGCUAGAGGAGAAGAUAUCACAAUUUCUUGUUACAUUAGAGCAAGAUCUACCUGGUGUGACGUCUAUAGAUUCUAUCUUGGGUCAAUGCACGUACUUUGGAUUAUCAUUCGGUCGAGUGGGCGUCGAUUUCACUGGCCGAAUGUCAGAUAUAUUCGUGCGAGUUAUCGGCGAGAAGUUUGAGCAGAACGUACGUAGGACGACCAGAAAAUUUGAGAAAGACAUGGAGACGUUUACGUUAAUCAACAAGACGCAACGCCUCGACAUAAAGACAGAAAUUACAAUUAAUUCUGAAAAUCCGCCCGAGCAACUGGUGGAAUUUUAUCCUUUGGCCGAGUAUUGCAAUGGGAUCAUAUCAGCAUUUAACGAACUACGACUCUGCGCACCGGUGGCACUCUCUACCUUGUGCACGAGACUGUUGCAAGAAUCCUUGCACAACGUAGCCAGAGCUAUGUUGCUAUUUUACAAGCAAGAACAGCAAGCUUUCGCAGCAGCAGAACGAGAAAAUAUGGUUAAGUUCACGGAAUGCUUGAGCGAACAGUUGAUUCCCUAUAUACAGUAUUGCAUACACGCGAUCUUUCCGCCCGCUCAGAUCGCCAUGCAUUUAGGAAUAUCAGUCGGUGUGCUUCAAAAAGAGGAGAUCACGUAUUUAAACAAGCAAAUCAUAUUAGAACCUGUAGCAAUAUUAUUGCCCAUCAAGAAGGAUUCCUUAGUCUCCAAAUUAGUGACGUCUAAUGUACAGUCGUUAACGUCCCACAAUACGAUUCUUCCUGUCACUACAGCGCCAUUAACAGAAACAGUGAUUUCCUCAACGAAGACUACAGAAGAGUUGAAGGACAAAGUAAUACAACACGCGACAGUGUCGAAGCACAAUGUUCAAAAUCCGCAAAAUUCUAACACGUUCUAGUAACACUUUGAAUUCUAGUAAUAAUAUAAAUUGAGGGGUAUCCGAUUGUAAAUUCAAACACGACUAUUUAGCUAUUUGAUAUUGUAGGCAAUGUAAAUAAAGAAAAAUCGCUUUUUUCGACAAGCUCA
Molecule: messenger RNA, 2260 nt
Organism: Odontomachus brunneus
Lineage: Eukaryota; Metazoa; Arthropoda; Insecta; Hymenoptera; Formicidae
Gene: Cog8
Product: conserved oligomeric Golgi complex subunit 8
Exons: 10
Coding region: 339-2132 (597 amino acids)
Biological process (GO): intra-Golgi vesicle-mediated transport
Cellular component (GO): COG complex
Source: RefSeq, a predicted model, not a curated record